AUGGAUCCAGAAAUUCCGGACGCCGAGUCUAUAAGUGCCAAAUUCGUGGAUGUUCGCGGUAUUAGAAGAGACAUGGAGAAAGUUGCAAAUUUCCGCAGCAACAAAGCUAACGGAGCGGCUCUCGACAAAAAUACACACCUUGAAAUUCAUCUCAAUGCUGGAGAAAGGUCGACACAAUCGCUCCUGCCAGAAGUGGAUCGGAUGUCCCGCUCUCGACAAAUUUCAAACGCAGAAGCGGAAAAAAGAGCUUACUUUGAUCAACUUUCGGCCCCUACUGACGAGGAGAUUCGACUUUUAGGAGGCUCAGGGGAUCCAUUCCCUGCCGGCCCAGCAGUGAAUCGGAAGGCAGCGCCCAACCUAAACCCAACAGGUGGAACUCAGCGAGUUUUAGCAGUGGAGAUACACAGAGGGAGCAACGUAAAAUCUAUAUCAAACACGAAUGAGCGGGAUGAAACCCUUCCUACACCCCCUUCAGCCAAACGACGGAAGUUGGAUCGCCAGGCUAGCCCGGCAAGCUCAGGCCAGACAGACCCUUUGGAUCAAUUGUCACCCCAUGCAAUAUCCUUCCACGCUAGCCAAGGCACCAGCCAAGUCCCCAGUCUAGCUCCGUCUGCUUCUGCAAAUAGCCAGGUAUCGGGCCUCCCACUGAAGAGAAAUGGUUCCUCCGAAUACAGAAAUUUGGAGAAAAUGAUGGAUAGUAGACCGAAAAGCAAGAGGCAGCGUCGUAGUGAGAAUGGAAAGCACCAACCUGACCAUGACCUGCUUCCAUCAUCACCAAAACGUUCACCAAUGUCCAAUCCGAUAGACAUAUCAGGAGACGAGUCUCAAAUCACCAACACCAAUUCAAAAUUUGCCCCCCGUCCUACGUAUCGGGGUACGGCUAGGCAGCCACCUCCUACAAUUAAAGGUACCAGUUCAAACACUUCAAGGUCACUCAAAGAGCAAGGCAACCCGACACAAUCCCCUUUUUUCAACAAGCCUGGGCUUCCUGCACCUCGAUCGGACGGUAACGUCAAGCAGAAGCUUGUUACCCAGAAUUUAACUAGAGAAAAGUCUCCAGGCCUUGCACAGAUUUUCAUUGCUACCGAUGGCACGCGUCGUGGCUCAGAUGCCAAUGCCAGCUCCGACGCGGAUGAACUUCAGUCGGCACCAACCACUGUUGGGCAAAACGCAGAUCCGGAUGCGGUGUUUAUCGCCAAAGACAUGCGUUCGACAAGUCCUUCGAAGCAUUCGUCAUCAACCCUCAGAGCUACAACCCCCAUGGACGAUCUUGCAGUCUGGGCACCGAGCACAGUGAAGUCGGAUUUCGCCCGCUUCAAUGCCAAGAGCCGAGAUCGUGGACGUCCUUCCCGUCCAGGACCUCUUGGCCAAGAGGCAAGGCCGCCCUGGUCCGUUGCUCUUGCUGCAAUCAGCCUUCCGGGAGCUCUUUACAAAAAUGAAGACCUUGGCCUUGUGCACGACCAGAAACAGGAAGAGUACUAUAUCCAGCAGUGUGGCGAGCGUAUCCGUACCACCCACAGUAGUCUUCGAAUUCAGCCUAAGAAGUUGAACAGAGUCGUGUGGGAGAAUCCGGGAGUCAGGGUACGCCUAGAAUCGUCGAGAAGCGGGACGGAAGAUAACGUCUUGGAUCUCGAACUCGCGUCUGAACGCGAUGUCCCAAUUCUACUUCAGCGACUACAGAAUCCGAGGGCCCUCGGCGUGGUUGGCAGGUCUAGUGAAUACAUGCAGAAGAUUUUCGAGAAGAGACGAUCAGAGCUGCGCACCCUACAUGGUGCGACAAAAAGCUAUAGGCCGGAAGAAGUAGAGAUAAUUACCUAUAGCAGACAGCGUAACGAUUCCAGCAAGUACCUAGCCCCUUUGGACACUGACAAGGCUAGCCGCCAGCAGUCAAAGUCUUCGAUAGUCGAUGAGCUGGUACACAAUGCCACCCAUGACACUGACAUUGCCGCUGAACGGCCCGAACCGCGUGUGCUAGCAAUGCCUGACGGGCUUCCAGAGGAAAGUGGUAUCAAAAGAAUCUUUGCAAAAGUCAAGCCAGCCCAUAAUGAGCAUCUGAAUCCGCGGCGGUCGACCAGAAACUCAGGUGUCCAUGACGGCGAGAGUCUCCUCUCAAAUUUGGAUGGGAUACCCGAGAAAGAAAAGUACUCCGUGAAACACGGUCUAGGUGACCCCUGGAAAAGGCCUCUGACGUACCCCAAGGUUGGCAAGAAGAAAACUACUGUGGAGUGGUCUGAUCUUGAACGUCUAGACGAAGGUGAAUUCCUCAAUGACAACCUCAUAAGCUUCUACCUACGCUACCUAGAACAAAGACUUGAGGAAGAGAGACCAGAACUUGCCAAGAGAGUUUACUUCUUCAACACAUUUUUCUUUGCAACUUUGACAAACACUCACAAAGGCAGAAAGCGUUUCAAUUACGAGGGUGUGCAGAAGUGGACUAGGUCUGUGGAUCUUUUCACCUACGACUACAUCAUAGUACCUAUUAACGAACAGGCCCAUUGGUACCUUGCUAUAAUUUGCAAUCUGCCUGCUCUGGAUCGCGACUUGGCAAUGCCUGAGGAUGAGGCUACUUUGCCAAUCGAAGAUGGUCGUGCCGUGUCAAAGCAAGGACCAAAAACGGAAGAGCGUGCAUCAAGCCCUACAGAUCAGCCGGGUGGUGACGAGUCCGAAAACUUAUUUCCAAGUGCGAAGGAGCCAAACGAAAGGGAUACAAGGAAUUCGUUCUCACAAAUGAGUUUGGACAAUGAUGCAGGAUUGGCUGCAGGCGACGAACUAGGUCUCUACGACACCGACGGCCCAAAAAAGGCACGUCCGGCCUCCGAAGAUAAGGAAAUGCUUGAUUCCCAGAUCGAAGAUACUAUGCCUGGAUUUGCCGCUUCUACGGAAGCUGAGAAUCAUCCAGCACCCUCCGAGGGACAAGGCGAUGAGGUAAAAGAUCUUAUCGAGUACCAACACGAAGAACCCAAAGCUGCAGCGAAGUCCAGAAAGAGCAAACGGAAGGCGCUGCCAGCCCCGAUUACCAAGGUUGAUCCAAAUAAACCAGCCAUAAUAACGUUCGACUCACUCGGACAAGCCCGCGGCCCAACUAUUAGGAUACUCAAAGACUAUUUGCGUGAGGAGGCCAAAGCAAAGCGCGGCAUGGAGUUUGAGGAGUCACAGAUGAAGGGUGUCAAUGCGAAGCGGAUUCCUCAACAGGACAAUUUUUCGGACUGUGGCGUGUUCCUACUCGGCUAUGUGGACACAUUCCUCAGUCUCGAGACAGAUCCUAAGGAUUUCAUCACGAAGACUAUCCAACAAACACAUGAGGAAAAAGAUUGGACAAAGCUUGUGCCCGGUGACCUACGAGCAAGCGUUCGCAAUCAAGUCCGAGAGCUGCAUGAGAUCCAAACGAACGAGCGGAGGGAGGAAAGCGCUAAAAAGUCAGGGAAGGUCGCUGGAAUGGAGGAUAAGAAGCUAGUAUCGAGCCCAUCGCGUGCUCCAGAUCAAGCGAAGAUUGCCCAAAAAGGAUUUGGUAAAGCCAACGGUGCGGAAAUGGUCCCAACCACGACGAGCAAGGUACCUGAACCUUCCUUGUUGGGCAUCUCAGGAACAGAAAGUGGAGCAUUCGAGACUACUCGCCGCUGUGAGAAGGAGAAUCUUGACAAGAAAGAUGAUGUGCUCGAGGAACUCUUACAGACCAACGAGCGAGAAAUGCAGAAAAGCGCAGAAUAUCAGCGUCUGUACAACUCAGACCAUGACGAAACGGAUAUACACGAUGGUGGGGUUGACGAAGAGGCUCCAGCAGUUCAAUGGGAUGACCCGUCUGUCAUCGUGGUCGACAGCCAGAGCCAGCGAAGGGUGUCAGCUCCUACAAGCAUUACCUAUCCUUCGUUCUCCUCGGCGAAACAGAGCUACCCUGAAUCGAAUUACUCCAGGAUAGUCAAUCCCGUUCCACUUUCGUUCGAGAAAGAAAAGUCUCCUAAGUUACCGAGCGAGAUCCCAGACUCACAAAAAUCCAAUACAUCGCAUAAAAAUGCGAAAAUAACGAAUACACCAGCUACGAUCGUUCCGGCUACCAAUGCGGACCCAGCACCAGUCUCAGCAAAUUUCACUAUCAUCUCUGACAGUACACAUGGGCUGUCUGACCUGCAGGGUGAGCGUAAUGAGCGCUCCAAGCGUAGAAAAAAUGGCAAAGAAGAUCGAAGAGAAGUUGAGGAAGCACCGGAGAAGGAGGACAUGGUUUUCACGAUUGAGAAGCCAUCAGAACGGCGCGAAGAGCGCAAGGAGCCGCCGAAGCGGAGGAAAAAGUCUGCUAAGGCGGCUUCAAGCGACUUUGAAGAAGUCCAGAUUCAUGUAAUCGAUGACUGA
Molecule: messenger RNA, 4344 nt
Organism: Letharia lupina
Lineage: Eukaryota; Fungi; Ascomycota; Lecanoromycetes; Lecanorales; Parmeliaceae
Exons: 4
Coding region: 1-4344 (1447 amino acids)
Biological process (GO): protein desumoylation
Cellular component (GO): cytoplasm; nucleus
Molecular function (GO): SUMO-specific endopeptidase activity
Source: RefSeq, a predicted model, not a curated record